Messenger RNA from Linum trigynum, 3749 nucleotides. NCBI's taxonomy places the organism in Eukaryota, Viridiplantae, Streptophyta, Magnoliopsida, Malpighiales, Linaceae. The record is from the annotation of a GenBank genome assembly.
GCUAAAAAGGCAUUUUCAAUGGGUAUUUGAAUUACUUGUAGGUAGGGCUGUUAAUGAUCCGAGCCGACCCGAACUUUGUCAUAAUUUGGGUUUACAAGUUCGAGCUCGGCUCGAUUAUGAAAAUGAAAUCUCCAGCUCGACUCGAGCUUGGCUCGCCAAAUAAGCUUAACGAGCCCAAAAUCGAGUUCAACUCAUAAAAUGUUCAUGCUAGCUCAAGAUUGAGCUAGAACUAAGCACAAAAUUACAUUCAAACUUGUAGCAAAGUCUCUAACAAAAUAAAAAUACAAUAUUUAUCUCAAUUUCAAUACAUAAAGUCCAUGAAUUCCAAUAAUAUUUUAUGCCAAACCGUUAAAUGAGCUUGUUCGCGAGCUUUUGAGCUAGACAUGGUGUGGCUCGAGUUCAGCUCGUCUAGUUAACGAGCUUGUUCGCAAGCCAGCUCAAUUAAGACGAUUCGAGUGUCGAACGAGUUUUUCUCGAGUCGGACGCAAAUCCGUUCAUGAGCGGAUUGCGGAUUGGUUGAUUAACCGCCUACUGGUAGGGCUUCUAUGAAUGAGAAUAUGUUUGGGCUUCAGCUCAAUAUCGUGAAUUAGGCCCAAACUUUAAGAAUUACUGGAAAGAAGAAACAAACAUGAAACGUUCGGCCCAGCUUGGCACUUGACAGAGGUCAGCUUGGGCCUGCAUUAAGAUCAGUAGAUAAAUACAUACAAAAAUGAUCGGCGCGAGCGAGAAAGCAAGAAGAGAGAUCCUCAAGUCCGGACCUCAUCUGUUCUUAGUUCUUACCUAAAGAAAAAAAGUUAUAUAUCUUGGAGCAGGGGACCAGGGGUUGAUUAACAGAAGACAAAGAAGUUGCUCCAAGUUCCUACAUGUCUUGAUAGAUCAACUUGGCAACUGGGUUUCCUGCUCUCUGUUUCAUCGUUUCUAUUCUUCGACAGAGCGGGCAUUCCUUUCAGUGAAGUGAACCCUCCUUGCCAGGAGUAAUUCAAUUCCCCUUCUCUUGCUUACGCUUCUUGGAGCUUCGCGUCGUUGUCACUUUAUUUCUUGGGUAAUUGCUCCUUCCCCACUUACUUCUUCUUGCUGCUUUCGACUCUUUGAUUUCACGAGCUACGGGGUCGGAAGCACCGUGGCCAUGUUGAGCAUCGGAAUCCCAAAUGUUGGUAUGGAGACUUAAGCAUCAAGAUGCCUUCUUGUUCGUAUCUUGGACUUGCCUAGUGAUUGGGCGCCUUGUGUAUUGGUGCGGGUUGCGUUCAACUAUAACUAAAUAUGGUUUCUUGAUUGUUGGUAAUUGAGAACUGUUUGCCAUUUUAUGGAGGAUGUUGGGGUUAGGGAGCUAGAGUGCUUAGGAAACAGUUUUGGGGCUUGGAAGCUUUUAGAGGAAAAGAGCUGUUCGCGUUUAGUAAGCAUAUGUCGUUCUUCCAACCUUGUACUGUUAUAUAUUUGAUGGUACAAGUUUGGCUGCUAGUUGAAGGGAAUUUAUGAACCCUGUCAGUUCAAGGAUCUUGGACCUAUUUCAAUGUGCUGAUUAUGUAGUCAGCUUUAGGUCUUGGUGAUCUGCUCUUUGGCUGUUAACUUCGUAGGUGACUAUGGUACCAGUAUGUCUAAUAGUUCUUAGGACAUGAUCAUACCAUUGUCUGCAAUAUGGUGCUUGUGGGCUGUGGCCAAUUCAUUAUACUUCGUGCUCAUAUGGAUCCCUUUCUGUUGUACAGGAACCUUAAUGGGCAGCUGACAUACUUCCUAGAUUGACUAUUUUGAUGGAGAUCUCUGGAUCAGGCGAUAUUGGUGACCGAUCAACAAGUGAUCUCGUUGUCAGGCUACGCACAGAAAGUGGUAGAGAUGAGUGGCUUUACUGUCACUCCUCAGUUCUAACAGACAAAUGCAAGUAUUUUUCUGAGCGGCUUUCAGAGACCUGGCCCACUUUGCAGAUCAUCGACUCUCGCAACUGUGUCGACGUCUUCUGCCAAGACUCAGACAUUGAUCACCAUGUCAACCUUCUCCGUCUCCUAUAUGUACUUACAGACGACCCCUUAGAGUGCAUACCACACGGAGUAACCAAUGUGCUCGGGAUUCUAAAGGUGGCAGUUAACCUCAGCUGCUCACAACUCAUUCCUGCUUGUGUGCAGUACAUAGAAGCAGUCCCAUGGGAGGAAGCUGAGGAGGACGAGAUCUUAAAGAUCAUCCCGAAAAUCGGUUCACUAGCAGAACCUAUUCUUGGUCGACUCAAACCGGUUGAUAAAUCAAUUGUUGAGAAGAUUUUUGUAUCUGCUGUUCAAUUCGCCACCUCAUCACCUCAUCUGGACUCAAAUCAUAUCAAGGCUUCUGCACAGGAUCAGAUCGAGUAUUUGCUGACAGAGGAAGAUGAUGAUGAGCCUCUUUUGACUCCUGGUGAUGAUAUUUUGUCCUUGUUAAGAGAUUCCAUGAAAAGGUUGUUUUACAAAUUUGAUGACAGAUUGAAUUCGUUGCUUCAGAUGCCCUUGCAGUCAAUUUCUGAGGGGAAUGAGAUGAAAUUGUUUGAGUCACAUCUUUCUGAUUUAAGUUGGGCUUUCUUGAUCUUAAACAAGCUGGAUAUGUUGCCAGAAUUUAUCAGCCAUUGGGUGGAUGGGUCAGAGAAAGUCCUGCAGAUCUUUGAGCGGUUGAUGAGUUCGGAAGAUGGGGUUACUACAGAAGCAAGCUUGAAGGCGAUUGAGGCGUCUGCAAAAGUUCUGGAAGCAAUUUCAUAUGGCACUGUCAUUCUGCCUACUCAGAGAAGGCUUCAGAAUGUGAAGCAAUGGCUUCCAUUUGUAAGGAAAAUGAGACCCGUGAUUGAUAAGGCGAGCAGCAGCGAGAAUCAGAAGGUGAAAUUGGAUGGGGAUUUGUGGCAGUCGUUGGAAGCUUCUUUUGUCUCGAUCAUUCUAGGCCUGCCAUCAGGGGAUCAAGCGGGGAUCAUCAUGGAGUGGCUAUCGGAUGCAAACGUUCGGUAUCCAGAUUUGAGGGAGGUAUUUGAGAUGUGGUGUCACAGGGCUAGGAUGGCUAAGAAGAGGUUUGGAAAUAUUGCGGGGAAUCCCAGUGAUGGAGUGAUUACUAACAUAGUUGCUGGUGGGGGAACUAAUGACAAUAUGGAUGAUUCACUUGCCUGAUGAAAUCUCUUUCUUGAUUUUGGAUCUUCAUCUACGCAAUAUUCUAAUUACACUAGUUGCACAUAUCAGAAAUCGAUUUCUGAAGUCAGUAACUUCAUGUAAAUCUUUUGUACGAUGGCAGGUCUCUGUAUUUCUUGAACUGCAUAUAUUACAUCCACAAGUUUACUGUCAAAUCCAAGGUGUUUUGGUUUGGUUAUACCAUUCUUCUGUAGAUUUCUCUGCUUACAUAUGAUCCAAGGGUAAUUCUCUGGUUAGAUUUCUCUUUCUAAAGAAGGGUUAAGGGGCAUUUGCGGAUGGGGAAUAUAUAUUCUGUGAAUUUCUCCCUAGCAGUGAAUUACCAAUUCAAGCAUCAUACAAAAUCAUUGCAACAUCUAGGAUCCACAAGGUUCUAGCCACUCAUACUCGAAGGAAAACACAGACAUUGAAUAGGAAUUCUCAUAUUGGAAGGAAAACACAGACAUUGAACAGGAAUUAAAAAAAUAAUAAUAAUAAAAAAUCUAACUUCUGGAAAAGGGUCGUCUUCUGUCAGUUUUGGCUUAUGGGGCGUCAAUAAGGUUCCAUUUUUGUACCUCUAGAGGUUCCAGGACGAAUUCUGGGGUGUGGAGGCAGAGCAACCCUUUAUAAAGUUGUGUGAUUUGA